Molecule: messenger RNA, 444 nt
Organism: Lodderomyces parapsilosis
Lineage: Eukaryota; Fungi; Ascomycota; Pichiomycetes; Serinales; Debaryomycetaceae
Exons: 1
Coding region: 1-444 (147 amino acids)
Source: RefSeq, a predicted model, not a curated record
AUGGUGAGUUGGUUACAAUUAUUCCCUCUCAUAUUUGAAAACAUCAAGCAAGACUUUGUUGCAAACUUUGUCAAGCGAUUACCACUACUAUUAGUUAUAGAUCCAGACUCAUUUGAGCCUCCAUUCACCAACGGAUUGAAUGACUUUCUCGACAUGGUCAACUUAACUUCUAUUGCUGAUUUACAACAUUUAAACAUUACAGUGAGUAAUAAAGAUUUGAUAUACUACACAAUCAUUGAAUAUGGAAUCCUCCUACUAUCUAUUGUAUUUGCUGGGUUUGAUAUAUUGUACAGCAUGCUACGACUUUGCAUUAGUGCAGUUGUGAUUGGAGGUUUAGUCUCUGUGAUUGGGUUUUGUACCAUUUGGUUGAUUGUCACAUUAAAUAGAAGAUGGAAGUUAAUUGCCAUGAUUAUUAGAGAUAACGAGUUUGAAGGAGUGUGGUAG